AUGCUAGAGUCGGGCGAGGAUGUGGCCACGUGCCCAAGCUGUUCUUUGAUCGUUCGGGUGAUCUAUGACCCGGAUAUGUUCAUGAAGACCGAAUCGAUCACAACCACAAAAGCUCUCCAAAAAACGGCUGUGAAUCCGGCUUAA
Messenger RNA from Anisakis simplex (herring worm), 144 nucleotides. NCBI's taxonomy places the organism in Eukaryota, Metazoa, Nematoda, Chromadorea, Rhabditida, Anisakidae. The record is from the annotation of a GenBank genome assembly.